AUGGAUGUGGAUAUUGAUUCAGAAUCAGAAGAAUUGUUUGAAGGAAUUGACCUGGACGAACUUGAGCAGCAGGCUCAAUCACAAGUACAAAAACAAAAUCAUGCACGUGAAUCCAUUGACUCAAUUGAAGAGCUCCCGUUCCAACCUGCGUCUGUGUCUGAUAAACAGUCGUUUAAGGUGCAGGAAUUGGAAAAACAGUUGCUUAUUCGGUCAGGCGAGAAUUCCAUACUGCGUUCUAAUCUACAAAAGCAAUCCGAGCAACACAAUCGAACGAUCGAAGCAUUAAAUGCACACGUAAAAUCUGUGCAAGAAGAAUAUCAGAGCAAAAUUCGAAACCUGGAGCAGGAAAUCGAGCGUGUAAAGACAGAGUCUUGUUUCUUUGAGAAGGAAGCUCAGGACGCAACUCUCAACUUAAAAAAGCUACAGAAACUGAAUCAACAAGGAAAGAACGAGUCUAAUACUCAGAAAAACACAUCCACGGACAUCUUCCAGGACCCGGCGGCAGCAUUUCAUUCCAACGUUGAUGACUGGGAUCCUUUACCAGAACAAAUCAAGGUAGCAGUCAAUGCAAGUGCAACAAAGAAAAAGAAAAAGCGCAAACUUAGCGUCCAAGAGGGUGUCGGAAAAUCUAGUAGUUCUGUUCCCCGUCAAAACGAUGACCCCCAACAUGAGGCUACGAUAGACUUGCUAUGUGAACAGCUCGUGCAACUCGAACAGCAAAACGGAAUCUGGCUCGUGUCCCGCGGACUUGGCGAGAUAUACGGUGGCCUCCUAACUGAACUUUCAGCGCUAGAAGAUGAGGAGGGUCAGGCUCGCGUAAGCAUGCUUACGAAGCUUAUAUACGAUCCUGUAGCCUUCGACACUGUAAACACAUAUGUGCAGUCUUUAAUUCAACUUAUUGAGGAGAUUUUUGUCGUCGCGCUUAAAAAAAGUUACUGGAGUGCUGCCGGUACAAUAUUAACGCUUUCACUUGCGAUCAUGACUAUGGAGCCUGACAUGGUCGAAAACAUUUUGCAAUCAAAAAUCCCUUCGCUGGCAAACGAUUGUGCAUGCACUCUUGUGCGGGAGAAAGAAGUACAUCAGGUUGCCUUUGAGAGGUGCAUUAAUUUCCUGUGUACUUGCUUGUACAAUAGCAGUGCAUUAACAUCCAAUACACAACUGCAAUCCCAAGUAUCGCCGAUGCUUUUUGAACGUUGUAUUGAUUUUCAGCAACCAACACAUGUCAUAAAACUAGGCUUGCGCAUUUUGAUGAGCUCAAUAAAGCCUUCUGCCAUAGCAUGCGUGCCGUUAGUUAACCCCCCAGAAAACGACCAACGUCUCGUCUAUGGCAUUUUCUCCACGCUGUCUCGGAUUUUGGCAGACGAGAAGCGUGCCGCUAAAAAUCACCUGGAGUUCCUUUCUAUUCAUGACAUGGUGCUUCAAUUGCUGCUGCACUUCUACAAACAGACGAAGCCCAUAGGCCUCGAUGUUCUUCAAGCAUGUUCGCCACUUGUUCCAAGCUUUGCAUUGGCAACUUGCUGGUAUUUGCAACUUAUUCAGCAAGGAUUCCAACCUACAGAGUCAUAUGCCCAGAACCUCGUGAAUCUUCUGCGAAUUACAUAUCUCGUUGCUCCAAGCGAUUUAUCUACACGCCUCGUCAAUUCGGGACACGGGUUGCUUCAACGCUAUGUAGCUGCCGUUGCUAGCUGCACGUACGGAGACUUGGAGUACAUGUCUUUCCAACGAAGUGCAAAAGAAGUUUCCACUUUGAGCGCUGAAAUUCUUGAACUCUGUGUUUCUCCAGAGGAGCUGGACUCUCUCUACACACUUUUCGACCAGUGA
Messenger RNA from Schizosaccharomyces japonicus yFS275, 1821 nucleotides. RefSeq lists its product as hypothetical. The coding region runs from base 1 to 1821 and encodes 606 amino acids. Lineage: Eukaryota; Fungi; Ascomycota; Schizosaccharomycetes; Schizosaccharomycetales; Schizosaccharomycetaceae. The record is from RefSeq and is a predicted model, not a curated record. The transcript is spliced from 2 exons.